CGCCGUCCGCCGCGGAGCGCGCGCCGGGCCGGGCCGGGCCGGGCCGGGCCGCCGGGCCUGCGCCGCCGCCGCCGCCGCGCCGACCAUGUCGGCGGCCAAGGAGAACCCGUGCAGGAAAUUCCAGGCCAACAUCUUCAACAAGAGCAAGUGUCAGAAUUGCUUCAAGCCCCGCGAGUCGCAUCUGCUCAACGACGAGGACUUGACACAGGCAAAACCUAUUUAUGGUGGCUGGCUGCUCCUCGCUCCAGAUGGGACUGACUUUGACAACCCAGUGCACCGUUCUCGGAAAUGGCAGCGACGGUUCUUCAUCCUCUAUGAGCAUGGCCUGUUGCGCUACGCCCUGGAUGAGAUGCCCACAACCCUCCCUCAAGGCACCAUCAAUAUGAACCAGUGCACUGACGUGGUGGACGGCGAGGGCCGGACAGGCCAGAAGUUCUCCCUGUGCAUCCUGACCCCCGAGAAGGAGCACUUCAUCCGGGCGGAGACGAAGGAGAUCAUCAGCGGGUGGCUGGAAAUGCUCAUGGUCUACCCCAGGACCAAUAAGCAGAACCAGAAGAAGAAGCGGAAAGUGGAGCCUCCCACAGCACAGGAGCCAGGCCCAGCCAAGGUGGCCGUCACCAGCAGCAGCGCUAGCAGCAGCAGCAUCCCCAGUGCCGAGAAGGUCCCCACCACCAAGUCCACGCUCUGGCAGGAAGAAAUGAGGGCCAAGGAGCAGCCCAAUGGGAGCAGCCUGAGCCCUGCUCAGAGCCCCAACCAGAGCCAGCCUCCCGCCGCCAGCGCCCUGAGUGAGCCGGGGCUGGAGAGCAAAGACGAGGAGAGCGCCAUGAGCAGCGACCGCAUGGACUGUGGCCGCAAGGUCCGCGUGGAGAGCGGCUACUUCUCCCUGGAGAAGACCAAGCAGGACCUGAAGGCCGAGGAGCACCCGCUGCCCCCGCCGCUCUCCCCUCCUAGCCCCAGCACCCCUAACAACAGGUACAGUGGCCCCGGGUCACCCUCCCAGGAGCUCGGUCAGCCCCUUCCUUCCCCAGGUCCUCGAGCCCCCAGCCGAAUGGUCUGCAGCAUCUCUCUCGGCUCCCUGGACACUGCCAGCCGGCCCCCUGCCCACACGGACUGCAGCAGCACUAGGGGGCGGGGAGCAGAGAGACUGGGGCACGCCCUUGCCUUUAAAGCCAGCAGGCAGUAUGCCACCCUGGCCGACGUCCCUAAGGCCGUCAGGAUCAGCCACCGAGAAGCCUUCCAGGUGGAGAGAAGGCGGCUGGAGCGUAGGACUCGGGCACGGAGCCCUGGCAGGGAAGAGGUGGCCCGUCUGUUUGGCAGUGAGCGGAGGAGGUCGCAGGUCAUUGAGAAGUUCGAGGCCUUGGACAUUGAGAAGGCAGAGCACAUGGAGACGAACACAUCCGCUGGGCCCUCGCCGUCGGGGGACACGCGUCAGGGCCGCAGCGAGAAGAGGGCCUUCCCCAGGAAGCGGGACCUCACCAGCGAAGCCCCCACAGCUCCGCUUCCGGACACCUCGGCUUCCCCCCUGUCUCCACACCGAAGAGCCAAGUCACUGGACAGGAGGUCCACGGAGUCCUCCCUGACGCCCGACCUGCUGAACUUUAAGAAAGGCUGGCUCACCAAGCAGUACGAGGAUGGCCAGUGGAAGAAGCACUGGUUUGUCCUUGCUGAUCAGAGCCUGAGAUACUACAGGGACUCCGGGGCUGAGGAAGCAGCUGACUUGGAUGGCGAAAUCGACCUGUCCACGUGUGUGGACGUCACAGAGUAUCCAGUCCAGAGAAACUAUGGCUUUCAGAUACACACAAAAGAGGGUGAGUUCACACUCUCUGCCAUGACCUCGGGGAUCCGGCGGAAUUGGAUCCAGACCAUCAUGAAGCACGUCCACCCGACCUCUGCCCCGGAUGUGACAAGCUCACUGCCCGAGGAAAGGAACCGGAGCAGCGCCGUCUUUGACGCCUGCCAGAGGCCAAGUGAGAAGCAGGAGGCAGAGCACGGGGAGCCGGACCCCGAGCAGAAGAGGAGCCGGGCCCGGGAGCGGCGGCGGGAAGGGCGCUCCAAGACCUUUGACUGGGCUGAGUUCCGCCCCAUCCAGCAGGCCCUGGCCCAGGAGCGGGCCAGCAUGUCGGGGGCCCCCAGCCUCAGUCCCGAGGCAGAGCCCGGCGAGCUGGAGCGGGAGCGUGCCCGGCGACGGGAGGAACGGCGCAAGCGCUUUGGGAUGCUGGAUGCUGUGGACGGGCCCGGUGCUGAGGACGCAGCCUUGCGGAUGGAGGUGGACCGGAGCCCGGGGCUGCCUGCGGCCACUGACCUCAAGACCCAGAAUGUCCACGUGGAAAUCGAGCAGCGGUGGCACCAGGUGGAGACCACCCCGCUCCGGGAAGAGAAGCAGGUGCCCAUUGCCCCCCUGCAUCUGUCGUCGGAGGGCGGAAGUGAGCGGCUCUCCUCCCACGAGCUCACCUCCCUGCUGGAGAAGGAGUUGGAGCAGAGUCAGAAGGAGGCCUCUGACCUUCUAGAGCAGAACCGUCUCCUGCAGGACCAGCUCAGGGUGGCCCUGGGCCGAGAACAGAGCGCCCGGGAGGGCUACGUUCUGCAGACUGAAGUGGCCACCUCCCCCUCCGGCGCCUGGCAGAGGCUCCAUAAAGUCAACCAAGAUCUCCAGAGUGAGCUGGAGGCCCAGUGCCGGCGCCAGGAGCUGAUCACACAGCAGAUCCAGGCCCUGAAGCGUAGCUAUGGGGAGGCCAAGGACGCCAUCCGGCACCACGAGGCGGAGAUCCGCAGCCUCCAGGCGAGACUCAGCAACGCUGCCGCCGAGCUCGCCAUCAAGGAGCAGGCUCUGGCCAAGCUCAAGAGUGACCUGAAGCUGGAGAAGGACAAGGUCCGCGAGCAGCUGGAGGAGUGGCAGCACAGCGAGGCCACGCUGAGUGGGCAGCUGCAGGCCAGCGAGCAGAAGCUCAAGAGCGCAGAGGCCCUGCUGCUGGAGAAGACGCAGGAGCUGCGGGACCUGGAGACGCAGCAGGCGCUGCAGAAGGACCGGCAGAAGGAGGUGCAGAGGCUGCAGGAGCGCAUCGCCGACCUCAGCCAGCAGCUCAGUGCCAGCGAGCAGGCCCAGCGGCUGAUGGAGGAGAAGCUGCAGAGGAACUACGAGCUGCUGCUGGAGAGCUGCGAGAAGGAGAAGCAGGCCCUGCUGCAGAACCUGAAGGAGGUGGAGGACAAGGCCUGCGCCUACGAGGACCAGCUCCAGGACCACGAGCAGCAGAUGGAGGUGCUGCAGAAGGAGAAGCUGAGUGCCAAGUUCGAGGGCAGCGAGGUGGUGCACCGGCUGGAGGAGCAGCUGGAGAUGAAGGAGGCCAGCAUCCAGAAGCUGGCCGAGCACGUGCAGAGCCUCCGCGAGGAGCGCGACCAGAUCCGGCAGCGAUUCCAGGAGCUGGCCGAGCGCGUCGCUCAGUCGGACGGGGACGUGGCCGCGCUCCAGGAGAAGCUCCGGGAGAGAGAGGCCGACUACCAGAGCCUGGAGCUCUCCUACCGGAGGGCGGCCGGCCAGCUGCAGAGCAUGCACGCCCUGCUGAAGGACAGGGAGGAGGAGCUGGCGCACAUCAAGGAACUGCACCAGAAAGUGCUAGAGAAGAAGGACCAGGACCUCAACGAGGCUUUGGUUAAAAUGGUUGCUUUGGGGAGCAGCUUGGAGGAAACAGAAGUGAAGCUCCAGGCGAAGGAAGAGGCUUUAAGGAAAUUGGCGACGGAGUCCUCAGAGGCCACAGAAGGGCCCCCGAGUGCCCCGGAAGAAGCUGAGGGGGACAGCGUCCUGCCUGGAGGCCCGCAGCCACCAGCCACUGGCCUCCCACCCUCAAAACUCGAGGAGGAAGACCCUGGGGCUGCCCUGGGGGAGGAAAAUGGUGACGGGUGCCCCAGGAGAGAAGAAGGGGCUGUGCCCCCCAAAUCAGAAGUGCCCGACAGGGAGGGGCUUGCGCAGAGCCCAGCAAAAGCCGAGCAGGGGGCUCCCGGUGUGAAGAGGCAGAGGAUCCGGUUCUCCACGAUCCAGUGCCAGAAGUACACGCAGCCAGAGGGCUCCGAGAAGACCUGGACCAGCAGCACGUCCUCAGACACCAGCCAGGACCGCUCCCCCUCCGAGGAGAGCAUGUCCUCCGAGGCGGCCCCCGGCCCGCUCCCUGCCACCAGUGACUCCGACACCUACCUCUCCAUCAUCCACUCCCUGGAGACCAAACUCUACAUCACGGAGGAGAAGCUCAAGGACGUGACGGUGAAACUGGAGAGCCAGCAGGGCCAGAGCCAGGAGGCGCUGCUGGCCCUGCACCAGCAGUGGGUGGGCACGGAGGCGCGUCUCCGCGAGCAGCUCCGCGCCAGCCUGCUCCAGGUCGGGGCCUUGGCCUCCCAGCUGGAGCAGGAGAGGCAGGCCAGGGCAGAGGCAGUCGAGAGGCACAUGGGGGAGCUCGGUAACUUCCGGGUCAAGAACAGCCAGGCCCUGGCUUACUUGGAAGACUGUCGGGAGCAGCUCCAUGCUCUGCCGGGGCCCGGCCAGGAGGAGGCGUGGGCGGCAGCGAGAGCCGGCCCGCUGGUCAGCAUGGAGACCACGCUCUCCAGCGCCAUCCAGGCCCUGCAGCACUGCACCGCCCACUCCCGGCCAGAGGAGGGCAGUGACCAGGAGAAAGGGUCGCUGGCUCCACAGCCGCCGACGCUGCCGCCUGAACCGAUGGCGCAGGAGCAGCUGAAGCUCCUUUCAGAUCAGAUCGCUCUGGAAGCCUCGCUGAUAAACCAGAUAGCCGAGUCUCUGAGGAACACCUCGGCAGACGUCUCCCAGGUCCUGCAGGAGAUCUCGCAGGCGGCAGCGUGUGAAGGCACCGCCCUCCACCCCAGCGUCCCCGCAGAUGCCUGGGCGAGGAAGGUGCUGGUGGAUGGAGAGUUCUGGAACCGGGUUGAGUCCCUGAGUCAGCACCUAGGGACUCUGUGUGGAGAGGCAGCCGAUGGGUCCGGAGAUGACCAGCGGAGCCUCCCGCAGGCCCUGAUCCCUGCCCUGGCCGAUGCCACGUGGGUCAGAGCCGAGCUGAGUUUCGCGGUGCAGUCGGUGAGGCUGUCCUUCCAGCAGAGGCUGCAGCGCGUGCAGGAGACCCUCCAGGGCACCCAGACGGCACUGCAGCAGCACAAGGAGGUGCUGGGGCAGAUCCUAGGCGCGUACCAGACCCCUGACUUCGAGAGAGUCAUGCAGCAGCUGUCGGAAGCCCUCAGGCUUCCAGCGGGCAGUGAGGACAGUGCCCCGGGGUCCUUGGACUUGAGCCUGCUAGCAGGGGGCAGUCCCCAAGAUGCAGCUGGCUCCCAAGAGCCCUCCUCCCUGCCCACCCAGUGUUCUGGGGCUCUCAUUUCUAUCCAGGAAGAACUCGCCCUGCAGCUUAAAGACAAAGCCAGCCUCUUGGGGCAGAUUUCUGCCUCUCUGACCACUCUUGCCCCUGUGGAGCCUGUGAGAGAUUGUCAGAAGCUUCUCCAGGCAUCCCAGGCUCUCUCCUAUACCACUUGUCUGGGAGGCCUUGGUCAGUACUCUUCAUUAUUAGUUCAAGAUGCCAUUAUUCAGGCUCAGGUGUGUUACGCCGCCUGCAGAAUUCGACUCGAGUACGAAAAGGAGCUCCAGCGCCACAAGGAGUCCUGGCAGGGCCGGGGCGUCUCGUGCCAGGAGCACGUGCAGGCGGUCGGGGCGCUCAGGGAGGAGUAUGAGGAGCUUCUCCGGAAGCAGAAGAGUGAGUACCUGGAGGUGAUCGCCAUCGUUGAAAGGGAGAACGCAGAGUUGAAGGCCAAGGUCGCCCAGCUGGAUCAUCAGCAGAGGUGCCUGGCAGAAGUGGAGAGCAAGCACAGUGAGAACAUGUUUGCCCUGCAAGGGAGGUACGAGGAAGAGAUCCGCUGUGUAGUGGCCCAGUUGAGCCGAGCAGAGAACACGCUGCAGGCCGAGCACAGCCUCAUCCUGAGCCAGCUCGACGCCUCGGUCCGAGACCGGCAGGACCUGGAGAGGCACCACGUGGAGCAGAUGCAGACCCUCGAGGACAGGUUCCAGCUGAAGAUCAAAGAGCUGCAAGCAAUCCACGAGGAGGAGCUGAGGACCUUGCAGGAGCACUACUCACAGAGCCUGCAGUGCCUGCACGAGGCCCUGCACCGCUGCCAGCGGCAGCAUCCCGGGGCCUUGCCUGCGCCCGCACCCCCCAGCAGUCCGCAGCCCCUCUCCUCCGGGGAGGCCGACUCCAUGGUGGGCCUGAGGGAGCGCAUCCAGGAGCUGGAGGCCCAGAUGGACGUCAUGCGGGAGGAGCUGGAGCACAGGGACCUGGAGGGCAGCACGGCCGCCCUGCGGGAGAAGUACCAGAGAGACUUUGAGAGCCUGAAGGCCACGUGUGAGCGCGGGUUCGCUGCGAUGGAGGAGACACAUCAGAAGAAGAUCGAGGAUCUGCAGAGGCAGCACCAGCGGGAACUGGAGAAGCUGCGGGAGGAGAAGGACCGGCUCCUGGCAGAGGAGACCGCAGCCACCAUCUCAGCCAUCGAAGCCAUGAAGAACGCCCACCGGGAGGAGAUGGAGCGGGAGCUGGAGAAGAGCCAGCGCUCGCAGAUCAGCAGCGUCAACUCGGACAUCGAGGCCCUGCGGCGGCAGUACCUGGAGGAGCUGCAGUCGGUGCAGAGGGAGCUGGAGGUGCUGUCGGAGCAGUACUCCCAGAAGUGCCUGGAAAACGCCCACCUGGCCCAGGCGCUGGAGGCCGAGCGGCAGGCCCUGCGGCAGUGCCAGCGCGAGAACCAGGAGCUCAACGCCCACAACCAGGAGCUGAAUAACCGGCUGGCCGCGGAGAUCUCACGGUUACGGACGCUGCUGACAGGGGACGCUGGCGGGGAGGCUGCAGGCUCGCCACUUGCCCAGGGCAAGGACGCCUAUGAGUUGGAGGUCUUAUUGCGGGUCAAAGAAUCAGAAAUCCAGUACCUGAAGCAGGAGAUUAGCUCUCUCAAAGACGAGCUGCAGACAGCAUUGCGGGACAAAAAGUAUGCCAGUGACAAGUACAAAGACAUCUACACCGAGCUCAGCAUCGUGAAGGCCAAAGCCGACUGCGACAUCAGCAGGUUGAAAGAGCAGCUGAAAGCAGCCACGGAAGCACUGGGGGAAAAAUCACCAGAGAGCGCACCGGUGUCGGGAUAUGAUAUAAUGAAAUCUAAAAGCAACCCUGACUUCUUGAAGAAAGACAGAUCCUGUGUUAGCCGACAACUCAGAAGCAUCAGGUCCAAGAGUCUGAAGGAAGGCCUGACGGUGCAGGAACGCUUGAAGCUCUUUGAAUCCAGGGACUUGAAGAAGGACUAGCUGUGUCCCGGGCGACCUGAACACGCACCCCCGCUGGCGGCAGCACCACCCUCACGCUGCUUUUGUCUGUACCUUUCUUUUUUUAUCAUUAUUGUUGUUGUCAUCAUUAACUGUGGGUGUGGAUGCAUGAAAGACUGGCUUAUGGGUGUUCGCACAUUCCCUGCUGUGUUGGCUACGACUUCUGUCGUGUUCUACGGAAGCUUUUUCUCCAUGGCAUUCUUCAGUUAGCUCCGAGUGGGGGCUGGAGGGCCGGCCGGGCCAGGCGUCUGAGGCUCCCUUCCCUGCCGUCCUCCCCCCACCGUCACUGUCAGUAUUAAGGCCCAGCAGCCUGGAUAAGCUAGCGCUAUCCCCUGCGACGUGUCAUGGAGGGGGAGAGCAAGCCGUUGGGUGUGGUUCUGCCUGGCUCACAGCACUGACAGCUGCUGGCCGCUGGAGCUAGGCCCAGGCUGCGGGGCGUGGCCGUGCACCUGGAGAGGAGCUGACCGCCACCUUUGUCUGGGAGGAGGACAGCAUUUCCUGUUUGUUCCACGAAAGCGAUGUAGAACCGCUCACCGAUCAUCGUGGUGAACCUUUCACAACCUGGAAAAUGUGGAAAAGCAGCCAUUCCCUAUUUUUGUUUGUUUUAUUAUUAAAUCUUGCACAAAAUCCCCGACCCUCUCAUUACUUCCUGUGGUCCCUCCCUCUUGGUCAGUAGUAACCCUGGUCAUUCCCUGACCACCUUGGAUUGCUGAACUGCAGCCUCGGGUCUCAGGCUGUGAUGGCAGAGGAUGAAUUCCUCCAGGGAGUUGUUUCACAGAAAAGAGGAUUCAUUGCUUUAACCUUUCUGAAAGCGACCUCCGAGGUGCUGGUGUAGAGGCUGUGGGGAGACCCGCAGGUUAAGCACGAAGAAAGAGUCGGGGAUGUGGAGUGAAGUGAGAAACGCCAUGGCCGUGUGUUCGUGAACAGGCUCCUGGGACGCCCUCGCAGCACUGACAGCCUGGGGAACCCAGAGUAACAGCUUUGCGUUUCCAAGCAGUUUAAGAUCUUUUACAUGAGCACAAAACAUUCUGUAGCACUUCUUAAAAAAAAAAAAUCUCAUGUUGGGUUUUCUGUUAUGGUCCCAUGAAAGCUAUUGAUCCCAUUAACACUAGAAUCACUAACGAAUGUGACCCACGUUACGGCCAGCCCUGCUUCCUUCUGAGCAGGGCGGAGUGUUGGGAGGAUGCGUGGAGGGCUGGUUCUCGCGUCUGCAACCAUUGGCGCGUUGGUUUAUUGCCAAGAAACAUGUUUUCACUGUGGAUUAGCACUGAGUGGUCUCGUUCAGUGUAUAGUGUAAGGCUAAAAUGUGAAAAUCUCGCUGUUUCUGAGUAAAGUCUGUGAGCCGGGUCUUCUGGAAAGAGUCCACAGGGCAAGAUUGAGGUUCGGCUGCAAGAGCCUGACCUGUAGUUUGUCUUCGAGCCUUCCCCGGUCAUAGGCCCUGAGGAGUCUUGGGCAGAGAAGAGGCCUCGGGGUUUGGGGUGUGUUCUCCACAUCGGUUGCUGGAUGCAGUCUCUCCACUGCCACCCCUUUGCGUCUGUUCUCCCAGGUUUGGGGUUUUUAGGGAAGUGUACCAAGGAUGAACCCCAGGGCCCCAUUUUUGCAAGGUAUAUAUCCUCUUCCACUGAGAACACCCCCAGUUUCCAUGUUUCCGAAAGCAAGAAAAGUGCGGGAUCUGUGUUUUCAAAUCCUGUCAGAAAGGCACCGGCAGCCUUUUUAGAUAAAAGGGGUCUUUACGGGGCUGCGUGUGCUUUGCACAGUGCCUGCGGCUGUUCCUUCCGGCCUGCAGGGCCUGGCCCCCUCUGCCUGUCUAUUCUCCAGUGCCCGCCCCGAGGUUCCAGCCAGGCGCCAGCUGUCUUUAGAGCAUGGAAGAAGGCUUGAAAUUGGCAGUGCUCUGAGGGAUGCCUUCAGCGGGGGGAACUGGGGAAGGGCUGCCAUUCACUGGGAUCGCAGACUGUGGGGUCUGCCCAGUGCACAGAAGGCCAGGGCAUGAACUGUGAGCAUGUAAGCUGCCCAGAAGAUGGGGGGACUCUGCCAGUAGCAAGACAGCAGUGGCCGCUGCAGUCUCCCCCAAACACGUUAUGUUUCUUUCCUGGCAUUUCUGAGUGUCCUGACAUCUACCAGGCUCAAAACGAAGUCUGCACUCCCUGGGGCAUCUCAUCCACCCAGCAGAUAAGCUGCAAAAUGCAGAGGAUUCACUUCCCGCCUAUGUUCUACCACACUCCCCCUGUGGGGUGCCCCAUGGGUGUCCUCCAUGUCACCCAAAUCCUGACCGGGAAUUUAGACACUGAAUACCAGGGAGAGGUUUUUAAAUGUGGAGGCUGGGUCGGUUUCUGUGUUAGUAAAAGGAGACCCUCCUCCCGGGGCUCAGGGUCCCCCCCCGCCCCCACCUCGAAUGCAGUCAGGCCAGCCCAAGCGACUUGACCCAGGGUUCCACUGCACCUGGCCACACCCACAGUGAGAUUCGCCCCCCGCCUGGCGAGGGGAUUGUUAACACAAGUGGGCUUUCACGGCUGUAAUUAUUUUCCUGUAAAUACUCAUUACUUCAUUUGUAAUCUGCUAGCACCUGCAAGUAAGCUGUGCUAAACAUAUUAUUGGGAUAAAAACUGAACAAUUUGACUUGGUUUGACCGCUUUUGUGAAUCUAUGCAUGAAUUAGUGUGCGCAUGCCCGCACAUCAACAGGACACUGCUUUCUGAUGAUUGGGUUCCUUUACCAGUGGGUGAAGUGCCCGCAGCUGGGCACAUAAAGACACUAGAAGUUCAGGAGCUCCUCACAGUCACAGCCUCCCCCAGAGGUGCCACUGUGUGCUUGAGGUGGCUGAGGGAGCACCGGAAACAGACUCCCACCCUAGGCAUCGAGAUGAAUCUGAGCGGAGGAAACGCUGUGGUCUCGGGUGAGGUGGGACCAAGAGGGAACGUGUGGUUUUGUGACGAGCGAAAACCCUCCCCAUAGCCCAGCAAGGUAAAGGCAGGAAGGGGACGGGUCUGCGUUCUGGUGAGAUCCGGGCCCUCUGCUCAGCAUGGAGUGGCACCAGGUGCCACUGGUCCACUACCUGGGUGGGCUGGUGCAGGCACCCCAGGUGGGUCUUGUCCAUCUUGGUUCCUGCACCCCAUCCUCACCUCCCCGCACUCGCCUAGAGCAGUUCUGUUAGUGAAAAGAAGGUAACUAUUAGCAUCUCUUUGUUUUGCAAAUAAAAAUUGCUCAUCAUUGUCUGAAAGACUUGGAAAUGAACACUUUCCCAAAAACAAAAUACUAAAUUCAGUGACCCCCCCCUCCUCUCACCAAGAAAGGGGGAAUUUUUCAGAGAACAGGGAAGAGGAGUGUAUUUUAAAGGAAUUAAAUAUAAAGAACAUUUGGCACUUUAAUUGCAAGUGGUUUGUUGUUUUGUUUUGCCCAGUCAUUCAGAAUGCCUCCGCCUGAGAAUUAUGAGAAAUUGCACUGUUUCGUGUUAAGAAGAAAUCUGCUUUUUUAAGUAGAUUUUGACCUCAGCCCUCUUGCCUUCUUCACUCAACUGAGAUUCCUGGACCUUGCCAGUGCCCCCGCUAGAAUAGCCUACACCCCUCCUGAAGAGACCUGGGGAAAUGCUGCUUAAAGAAGCACUUUCUCAGGUCUUAAAGUAUGUGUACACCGUGCCCAUCUUUCAGACAGGCUUCUCAUUCUCAGGCGUGAAAUGACUAGAAUACGUAGCUGAACACUAGGGAACCCUGGGCUCAGGUGCUCCUCUGGCGUUCCCACAUCCAUUCCUGCGCUGUGAGCUGAGGCCUGGGUCUCCCUCCACUGUCACAGCACCCACAUUAGCCCUCGUGUGACUCUCAGGAACUGCAUGGUGUCCGUGUGCAGAUGAUUGCACACGCCUGACCUGUGUGCAGGCACCUUUGGGCAAGGUCACUUUCCACAGUUCAAAGCUAAGUAAGCUUCAGCCUGCAGUGAGGUCUAGGAAAACCAUUUGUAGGUUCUUGAUAGGGAGACGGGACAGAAACACAGUGUGACAGCGAAUACUGAUCCUCUCAUACUUGGUCGGCUGGGGAAGACUCAGCAGCCUCUAUCUUUUGCCCUUCAGAGAAUGAUGAGUUAGUUUCAGGUCCUGUUUGUCAGAGGAGAGCUCUCCUUUCCAAAGUCUUCCAACUGCAGCCUCUCGCCUAAGUGGGAGUAAGUCGGCAACAGCAGCACCCGGGGUGCAGAGCAACUGCCUCGGCCUGGCCACACCCUGAGCCCCUGGGCCAGUGCUCCCUGGACAGGGCUGAGAGCAGAAGCCGCGCCCCUCCUGGUGUCAUGCUGUGUUUGUCUGAAAGCAGCUGUGUUUACUUCCUUCAAAAUAACCUGUAUAUUAGAACAAGAAGUGUAAAUAUUAUUCAGAAGUUACUGUGGGGGUUUUUGUUACAGAGUUUGUGUGCAUUUUUUAAAAUUAUCCAGGCAUCCCUUUUUAAAAUGGAGACUGUUUUGGUGCAUCACUGAGCUCCCCACCCCCCUAACAGAACAGAGAAGUGUUUGUAAUGACUGAUAAAUCUUUUUUAAAAUUGUGGUCAUUUAACAGAUGCUUUUAAAGAAUGUAUACAGUAUCUAAAAUAACAACUUUGCAUCCAUUUAUUGGUUUUUAUUGAAAAAAACUCCUAUAAUACAGGUUUUCCCCCAUUGUCCAAAAGUAGACUGUUCUUAUUUGGUAAGGGAUAUAUCUGGGGGGGACACACCCCAGUUUUUUUCAUAGAAGCUCAUGGGAGCAGUAUUCACAAACCCCCGAAGUAACAUCAUGCCAUACCAAAUAGGAGCGUCCAAAUAAGAGGUAGAGGGAAACCUGAAGUCUCUACACGGGAGAACAGAGGAAAGGUAGCUGCACCCUGACCAGGUUGUUUUCAUGGUAACUUACUGUCCUGGGGAGGCCCAGUUCCAGCAUCUCAAGUCUCCCUGGGUGGUGGGUGUGCUGGGCCAGGAUCGCUGCGGGUUGCAGGCUCAGUGAGUGUAUUCCACAGCCCUCAGGUUCUGUGGCCGGGCAGUUCGCCUCUCAAUUUCCCACAGAGCAGAUCAGAUGGGUAAAGAAGCAGGUAGUCACAAAAUUACUUAAGAAGCAAAUCCUCUGGGUCCAGUAGCGGGGCUUGGGAAGAGAGUCCAGCCUCAGAAGAACGGAACAUGGUGAUGUCUGAUGUCACCAGGGCCCUUCCCAUAACGCCGUUAACUCCCCGUGAAGGAAGGAAGUCUGGGAAAGGCCUGGCAGACAGACCCCCCACCGGCCACCUGCUGCACUGGCCAUGCUCUCGGCUUUGCCCCCUUUGUAGUCAUAUCACUUCAAUUUUAUAGGAAGCUAGGAAUAGAUUAUAAAGAACACUAAAUUCACUAUUGUGUUAUAUUCAUAUCACAAAACUUCAAAUAAAAAUGGAUUUAGGAUUUACCUUUAGUAUUACUGACACACUGACUUGUUAGGAUUCAAAACCAGUUAAAUGCUAAGAAAUCAUUCGUGUGGUUUUCCUAAAUAUUUAUAAAAUAUAAAGUUUCUAAGUGGCUCCUCAACAACCCCAGUUCCUAAUGAUUUUCCUCACAAAUACACUCUUCUAUCAGGAUAAGUUCCAAUUCUGCUAUUAAAGACAAAAAAUACUAAGCCACACUUCAGGGGUUGGGGACGAUAUAUGAACAAAUUGGAAAAUGUGAUUUUUCCUGCUCUGACAAGUUGGGAAAUAAUUCACAGCAGUUGCUUCUGCCACAGUUAAUUAUUUCAACAGUCGGGCAAUAAGCAUUCAAAGAACAAGCAUAUAGGCAUCUUAACGUGUUUGAUCUCUGUACUAAUGCUAAAUGAUAAUGUUCACACACUAACGAGCAUGUGCAGAGCAAGCCAUGCCCUCCCCAUCGCCUGGCUCCAUGACGCCCCUGCCAGCGCCCACAGGCCAGGCUGCUGCGUGUGCGGGCGGGGAGUCCUGCAGAGAAGAGCCUGGUCAGCUAAGCUGCUCAUUCUUUAACUAUUCAAGAUUUUUUUUUACUAAGUUUUUGAUCCACUGUUCACUACAACUGAAGUGUUAACUUUGUCAAAGUAUUUAUUCCUUUGUGUGACAUGCUAGAUUCCCAUGGAUGUAGCUGAUCAUUUCUAUUUUGUAAAUAUUACCUAACUUUACAUAAACUAUAUCAUAAUAAACUAUUUUUGCAUCACCCUUU
Sorex fumeus (smoky shrew) is the source of this 13482-nucleotide messenger RNA. RefSeq names its product myosin phosphatase Rho interacting protein (gene MPRIP). The record is from RefSeq and is a predicted model, not a curated record. The coding region runs from base 86 to 7327 and encodes 2413 amino acids. The transcript is spliced from 24 exons. Gene Ontology annotation, biological process: actin filament organization. Gene Ontology annotation, molecular function: actin filament binding. Gene Ontology annotation, cellular component: actin cytoskeleton. Lineage: Eukaryota; Metazoa; Chordata; Mammalia; Eulipotyphla; Soricidae.